Messenger RNA from Astyanax mexicanus (Mexican tetra), 5157 nucleotides. It is a transcript of the gene stxbp4, whose product is annotated as syntaxin binding protein 4. Gene Ontology annotation, biological process: insulin receptor signaling pathway; regulation of insulin secretion involved in cellular response to glucose stimulus. Gene Ontology annotation, cellular component: cytoplasmic vesicle. The transcript has 23 exons. Gene Ontology annotation, molecular function: syntaxin binding. The record is from RefSeq and is a predicted model, not a curated record. Bases 446 to 2689 code for a protein of 747 amino acids. NCBI's taxonomy places the organism in Eukaryota, Metazoa, Chordata, Actinopteri, Characiformes, Acestrorhamphidae.
CACACAUGUCAGGGUAGUAUGAUUUGACACUUUCUUGCUUAUUGUGUUCCUGGCACAGUGCCACCAUGUGGACGGUACCUGCAAUGCAUUAUCACUUGUAUUUUGGGUUAUUACACACUGUACAGUACAUUUUGUAUUUGAAGCCUGUUGUCAGAUUUCAGGAUAUUUUAAUGGUAAGUCAUUUGUUUAUUUAUCGUCUGUAUUUGUUAGAUGUAAAUUAUAAAAUGUCCCACUCAGUCUAUUUUAUUUACUGUACCCAGUGCCUAGGAAUUAUUUAUGUAUUGUAAUUUACUCAUUUACAUACCUCUCUGAAGACAUGCCCUGCUGGUGUCUAAGUGUUUAAUGUCUGGUCCUUUGUUUUGCUAGUAGAGGAAGACACAUCAUCAGCGGUGGCACUGGAGGGAGAGGUGAAGCGCACCAUGUGACUGCUGUUUUUGGACCUGCGAUGCCACUGCUGCCACAGUCAGCGGAGGCAGAGCGCUUUGACGGACUAUCCCUGCUUUACUGGACCAUCAUGGGACCCCACGGCAUCAACCGUGCUGUACAGAGACUGGAGUUUUCAGACUGCAGAAAAGGACUUGGGGUGAAGAUCAUUGGAGGUUACAGAGAGCUGAGUGGUGAAGAGUUUGGCAUUUUCAUUAAGCGAGUCUUACCUGGGGGCGUGGCUGCACAGGACGGACGACUCAGAGCCGGUGACCUCAUUCUAGACGUCAACAACAUGAAUUUAGGGGGUGUCACGAACGAAAGGGCGGUGGAGAUUCUGCGCAUGGCGUCAGCCUCCAACCACAUGUCUCUUCUGAUUGCUCGAGAUGAGGAGUCAAGGAAAGAGUUUGCUGAACUCAUGGAGAAAUAUGGCUCCAGCAGCAACACAUCCUCAGGAACUGGCAGAACAUCUCCUCCUCCUCUCACCACAGGUAAGCUGACUGACACUGCUUCAUCAUCCUCAUCUUCGAGAUCAACAAGUCCUCAAAUCUUGAGCCCCAAAGACUGCAGCACGGCUCCUGUAACUCCACAGGUCUGCAGUGACUGCAUGAUUCAGUUAAUAUGUGUUGCCAAGGGAACAGGCUUAGGCCUGGUCAUCAAGGGAGGAGCAAACCGUGCUGAGGGACCAAUGGUGUUCAUUCAGGAAAUAGUGCCUGGAGGAGAUUGCCAAAGGGAUGGAAGACUAAAGGUUGGAGAUCAACUUAUAUCUAUCAAUAAAGAGUCCUUUAUUGGAGUCACACAUGAGGAGGCCAAAAGUAUACUAACCCGAACAAAGCUCAGACCAGACCCCACAGUGGAGAUAGCGUUUAUCAGACGAAGAUCUUCCUCUGGCUCCAGCAGUGGCCCCCACAGCCCCAUCUCCCUGCAGGCCCCACCCAGCAUGCCCCCACAGCCUAGACCACAUGGCCUUGGGGGAGUACCUGUACCUGUACCUGUUCCUGUGGGGCUGGUGCCCAAGAUCUCCCCUGUCACCAACUCUGGAAGUGAGACACUGCCUUCUGUCAAACUGACACAGGUACGAGCAGUACCAGUGAAGCCAGAGCUCCCAUCUAUCGCUACCCCUGAGAGUGCCUGCACUAUUUCUGAUGCCAGUGCUGCCUGUAAGCCCAGCACCACUCCUGUGCCCGCCCAGUCAAGACCUCCGUCACUCAGCUCUAGCUCCCCAGUCAAACUGGAGAGGCUGCAGCAGGCACUGGAGGUGCUGGGGCUAAAGCCAACCGAAUCGCAGCUCCAGACCCUGAGAGAGAGGCUCCGUGUGGACUCUGGAGGAACAGUGGCCUAUGGAGAUUUUGAGACUUUGUCAAAAGAACUCUUCAAGUUGACAGACGUGUCAAAGUUGGAACAAGAAGUAGCGAGAUUCGCAUCUGACGAUCUCACUGACUCUUCUUCAAACCCCCUGGCAUCAACAUCUGACUCUGAUGACCUUGAUGAGAUGGAGAGAUUAAGAAAAGAUCACAUUGAAGCCUUAAGAGAGAUAAAGCGACUCCAGGAUAAGCUGGCUGAGUCUGAAAGCCUUUGUCAUCAGAUGCAGCAAGAGCUGACUAAAGUCAAACAGGAGGCAAAAGCCGCGGUGGAUGAGAGCAGAGCCCUGCAGACGCAGAUCCACCUGGCGGAGGCUGCUCAGAAGCAGGUGCGGGGAAUGGAAAUGGACUACGAAGAGGUCAUCCACCUCCUGGAGGAAGAGAUAGCAGAGAUGAAGUCUCAGAGAAAUGAAAAGCUUGGCCAGUCCAAGGAGGAGCAAGAGCUGAAGAAGAGGAUUGCUCUGCUUGAGUGUCAGUUACGGAAGAGUGAAACUUCGAAAAAAGGCUUUGAGGUUUCUACUGGCAAACUUCUGCGCUUUGUUGAGGUUAUGCAAGAGUUCCUAGCAGAGCACCAAGGAUCUAUACGGACCUACAAUUCUCAGAGCGAGCCGAAGCUGGCUGCCCUGUCUCAAGCUCUCUCUACACGAAGUGGAAAGAAAGUAUCCAGGACGGCUUCAACACUUGCCUUGGAGGCCAAAGAGCUCACUCGCUCUGUUAGAGCCAUUCUGGAAGUGGACUGCUUACCUUAUGGCUGGGAUGAAGCUUACACUGCAGACGGUGUCAAAUACUACAUCAAUCAUGUGACACAGACAACAUCGUGGACUCACCCUGUGAUGAACUCCUUGGGUCUUUCAGAACCAGAAACCAACGACCAAACCCAGGAUCCCCCAGAAGUCAAGGGCUAAAGUACACAACCUUGCAAAACUACAUUGCCAUCUCAUGUUGUUGUGAAGGUUGAGUGUUUUAGAUACCAAACUGCAAAUGCAUUCAAUACAUCUUUGCAGUCUGUAAUUUCAGUGUUAACAUUUAACUUUCACAAGCCAAGCAGGCCUCAUUGACAGGUUUUUACAAGGUUAGUUCUAGUUUAUCAUAGCAGUCUGGAUGGACAUUGGAUAUGAAGUCAAUUUCUUAAAGGAUAUGAAAAUGAAAAAUACAUUUGCUGGAUAACAUUAAGCAUUUUUUUAGCAGCGUCCUCGCUAUCAGUGUAUUAUGAGUAUUAUAACAUACCGAACCAUAGACUAAGGUUUGGAACAAUAUCAUGCUUAUAACAGGUAUUGUUCUGAAUGUCUGUUUGAUUUCACUGAUUUUCACUAAAUCAAUCAAUUACUAAAUCUAUACUUAACAUAUAAUGUAAGUCAUUAUACUGAAAGUGAGUUUACACGUUAUGGGUGGGUUUCCUGGACAGGAAAUGAGCCUAGUUGUAGACUAUAUUUUAAACAGAUUAUACUUUCAGUAUAAAAUCUUCAUUUAAAGUGUUGUGUAGUCCAGGACUAGGCUUAAUCCCUGUCUGGAAAACUGCCCCAGCAUGACUGGCUCCUCUCUUAGAGAGUUAUGUUUUUAAUCUUCCAUUUCAGGAAUUUCCCACCGUAUUCUACUCCAUGCUUUUUUUCUUUUUGGUAUCUUCACCAAAACAAUGGCCAAGCCCAUACACCCUUCCUAUUUUCUAAAAAAUCUCCACCUCCAUGCUAUUCUCCACCCAAACAAUGUCUUUGAAGUCAAAGUAAUGCCCUCUUUUUGUAUAAAUGAAAAGGUCUUUGCGAGGACAAAGUGAUCUUAUCAGUGCUGAUCAAAUCUGACAUCAACAGUUUUUACAGACUUCAGUUUUUGAUUGACAUUCAGGUGUUAGAUUUCUAGUGUAGUUAACAGUCCCUCGGUAACAUCUCUUUUAGAUGCCCUCUUAUCUGCUACAUUUAAAUGGACCACAUUCCACAGUCCACAAUCUUUAGUGUGUUAGUGAAGCAUAACCUGUGUUUAUGUUUCAUUUUCAUGCACUCUGCUGUUGUCAGCACAACAAAGCAAUAUAACUGUUGUAAACCUUUGUGGAGUUUAUAACUGUUAAGAGGCAAAGCACACAUGUGAACACAUCAGCUGUUACAUGUGUGAUUUUUAGCUGUCUGCAUUUCCAGUAGACAUGUGAAAUCUCAAUGUUGUACCCUAAGCCUUAUGUGCAUAUUUCUUUUGAAAGAUUCUUGUCUUAUCAGGAUUGCUUUGCUAUAUGCAGGUUUGCUUUAAAGGGGGAGUUCACCUUAGUUCACAUUUAAGGUCCACUUGUGCCUAGUUUUUAUAUCAGAUGCUUAAAUUGUCAGAAGUAAUUAAAAUAUUUUUUGAAUAUUUCUUCUUUCAUAUUCUACUAAAAAACUGUCACCUGCCAUGCUUUAAUCCAGAAGAUACAAUUCCCAGUGUCAGCAAUCCUAUGGCAAUCUGAUCACUGCACACUCUCAAUUCCUUUUUUAUAUCACUUAAAUAAUACAUACACACAAUAAAACACAAAUAAUGUUGUCACUGCUUGGUAUUUACUCUGCCCAACUUGACUCAAAUAUGCUCUUUGUUUUACCAUUAGACACGUUUUGUGUCUGGUACAGUUUAGGUUAUUUUGGUGCUAUGACAAAUCACUUAAACAUAUUUUAUUCAUUUCAAGUAUAUACUUCUGCAAAAAAGUGAAAGUUUUAUUUAGUAUAAAUAAAGGAGUUUAAAACAUUCAGUAGAAGCAAAACAAAAUCAGUCAAUAAUGUAACAAAACAAAUAAUGUUACACACAUUUAUAUAUACUUAAAAUGUCACAGUAAAUGGCAAAACAAAUAGACUGCUUUCAUGACAGAAUACCGCUUUAUUACAAUAUGGAUUUUUUUAUUAUUUAAAGAAAAUUUAUGUGCUAAAUUUUAUGUUGUACAAUAAAAUAUAGCACACCUCUACUGAAAGAAUCAACACUAUGUAAAAAGCCACACAAUGAGAAAGUUUACUUUACUUAAUCCAAUCAAAUACCUGCAGCACUUUGUUCCACCCUGAAUCAUCUACAGUGGAAGAAGCAAAUAAACUAAAGUGACCGAUCAGUUAGCAUGUAUAAAAAUUACAUCUAAUUACAAUUUAUUUAGCAAAAUAAUAAAAAAAAAGAAAAUCUAACAAAAUAUUACAGGUAUUUAAAUGAUCUAAAAAUGGUUUGGUGUGUCUGAAAAUGUCCAAAGCAUCUAGCCAGGAUCAGAUGUGAUUUGGGGUGAACCCCCUCUUUAAAGUUGCAUUAUUUGAAACUCUGCCUAACAACAGAUAGAUUUAUAUUAGAACGAUAUAUUUAGAAUAUUGAUUAGAUGUUUUUCCUGUUUUGUCUGGGAAUAUGUUCCGUUUUAAUUGUGGUAGUAAUAAAGUUUUGUUGAAAAGAA